AUGGUGAGUGGAAGUUCAAACAAAGUAGGUGAUGUUCAUGAAACCAGUAUUACGAUUGAGGGUGAUCAUGAUCAUUCAACAACGGAGGAGAUACAUAAAGUUUGUUUACCACCAAAUAAAACGACAUUCCAAUCUAUCAAACAUUACUUUUCUGAGAUAUUUUUCCCUGAUGAUCCUCUUCAUAAGUUUAAGAAUCAAAAACCUUCUAAGAAAUUUUUUCUAGGGCUUCAAUAUUUCUUUCCAAUACUUGAAUGGGGGUCUGAGUAUAGCUUCAAACUACUUAAAUCUGAUGUUAUUUCUGGUCUUACCAUUGCUAGUUUGGCUAUUCCUCAGGGAAUUAGUUAUGCAAAGUUGGCUAAUUUGCCUCCUAUUCAUGGACUGUAUUCAAGUUUUGUACCACCAUUGCUGUAUGCAAUUCUUGGAAGUUCAAGACAUUUAGCAGUUGGUCCAGUAUCAAUAGCAUCACUAGUAAUGGGUUCUAUGCUUAAAGAAGUAGUCUCACCAACUGAAGACCCAACUCUGUAUCUGAAAUUGGCUCUCACUUCAACCUUCUUUGCUGGUGUAUUUCAAACAUCUUUGGGUCUACUUAGGUUGGGAUUCAUAAUCGAUUUCCUUUCGAAGCCGACUUUAACUGGGUUCACAGCUGGGGCAGCUGUUAUUGUAGGUCUACAGCAGCUUAAAGGAAUGCUUGGGAUUACUCACUUUACUCCUAAGAUGCAAAUUGUCAAUGUGUUGUCUUCUGUUUUUAGCACCACAAAAGAGUGGUCAUGGCAAACUGUUGUGAUGGGGAUGUGUUUCUUGAUCUUUCUACUGGCAACAAGGCAUAUUAGCAUCAAAAAGCCACAGCUCUUUUGGAUUUCAGCAGCCGCUCCAUUAGCAUCCGUAAUUCUGUCAACAGCUUUAGUCUAUGCCUUCAGAGCUCACACUUCUGCCAUUUCAAUCAUUGGACACUUGUCGAAGGGUUUGAAUCCGCCAUCCUCGAACAUGCUAUCUUUCAGUGGAACUCAUCUUCCCCUUGCUGUAAAAACGGGCAUUGUAUCCGGGAUUUUGUCUCUCACUGAAGGUAUCGCAGUUGGAAGGACUUUUGCUUCGCUAAGAAAUUAUCAAAUUGAUGGGAAUAAAGAAAUGAUAGCAAUCGGUGUUAUGAAUAUGGCUGGUUCUGGUACUUCAUGCUAUGUAACAACAGGAUCAUUUUCUAGAUCAGCAGUAAACUUUAAUGCUGGAGCACAGACAGCAGUAUCGAACAUAGUUAUGGCAGCAACCGUCAUGAUCACACUGCUAUUCCUGCUGCCGUUGUUUUACUUUACUCCCAAUGUCAUCUUAGCGGCGAUUAUUAUAACUGCUGUUAUUGGGCUGAUCAAUUAUCAAGAAGUCAUUAAGUUCUGGAGGGUUGAUAAGUUCGACUUCAUGACAUGUUUAAUUGCAUUCUUUGGUGUUCUUUUCUUCUCUGUUCAAAUGGGCCUCGCAAUUGCUGUCGGGGUUUCAAUAUUCAAGAUUCUGAUGAAUGUGACAAGACCAAAUACAAUGGUGUUAGGGAAUAUUCCUGGGACACAAGUAUUCCAAAAUGUUGGCCGUUAUGGAGACGCUACAAGGGUUCCAUCAUUCUUCAUACUUGCGAUUGAAUCUCCCAUCUGCUUUGCAAAUUCUGCAUAUCUUCAAGAGAGGAUAUUAAGAUGGGUUAGAGAGGAGGAAGAAAGGAUUUUAGAAAACAAAGAGCAAGACAUGAAAACCAUAAUCUUGGACCUGACAGGUAUAGAACUUAUCCGCAUAACUAUGUUCAUGUUCAUCUUCUUAUCGAUUAUCUGA
Papaver somniferum (opium poppy) is the source of this 1806-nucleotide messenger RNA. Its product is annotated as probable sulfate transporter 3.4. Bases 1 to 1806 code for a protein of 601 amino acids. The record is from RefSeq and is a predicted model, not a curated record. The transcript has 10 exons. Gene Ontology annotation, cellular component: membrane. Lineage: Eukaryota; Viridiplantae; Streptophyta; Magnoliopsida; Ranunculales; Papaveraceae. Gene Ontology annotation, biological process: transmembrane transport.